AUGGCCACUACCAAGGCGGCUGGUUUGGUGAUCUUGGUUUUGUUAAUGCUGGAUUUGGCUCUUGCUGCUAGGUUCUUCAGGGGUUAUGGAGGUGGUAGUGGUGGCGGUGGAGGUGGGGGAGAAGGUUCAGGGCCUUGGUCGGGUUCGGGAUAUGGUUCAGGGUAUGGCUCGGGUUAUGGUUCGGGAUAUGGAGGUGAAGAAGGCUAUUCUAGAUAUGGAGAUGAAGGCCGCUAUGGACCGUAUGGGCCUUAUAGUGGGGGUGGAGGUGGCGGUGGAGGAGGUGGUGGUGGAGGUGGCGGCAGUGCAAUUGGAGCCGAGUAUGGUCGUGGAUUUGGGGCGGGAAGUGGGUCGGGGUACGGGUCUGGUGGUGGAGUAGGACGUGGUGGAGGAGGUGGCGGUGGCAGCGGUGGAGGAGGGGGCGGAGGUUCGGGAAUUGGAAGUGGGUCAGGAUAUGGCUCGGGAUAUGGAAGUGGAGGAGGCUAUGGAAGUGGUGGAGGUAGGGGUGGAGGAGGGGGUGGAGGAGGGGGUGGUGGAGGCGGUGGAGGAGGGUCUGGGUAUGGUUCAGGAUAUGGGUCAGGGUACGGAGGAGGUGGUGAUGAAGAAUCACCAUGA
Messenger RNA from Cucumis sativus (cucumber), 612 nucleotides. RefSeq names its product glycine-rich cell wall structural protein 2. The record is from RefSeq and is a predicted model, not a curated record. The transcript has a single exon. The coding region runs from base 1 to 612 and encodes 203 amino acids. NCBI's taxonomy places the organism in Eukaryota, Viridiplantae, Streptophyta, Magnoliopsida, Cucurbitales, Cucurbitaceae.